CAGGGCUGCUUUGCCUCCAGCCCCGGGGAUUUCUGCCUUGAAACGGUUUCCGAGGUUGAGGACGUUUGGGACCUGUUUGGUGGCAGUGGCCAUGUUGCGGGCAACUUACCUACCCACCUUCCCAGUGAGCUUCCAACUCCUGAAUGUGGUGCUGGUGUUGCUCUUCCAUGCAGACAGCACACAUGCGGAGAGCCCCAGUGAAUUGCCCGUGAACAACACUGAGGAGUGCACUGGCUCAUAUAUCUGCAAAAAGGGUGUGAUUUUACCAAUAUGGGAACCCCAAGACCCCUCAUUUGGUGACAAAAUCGCUCGGGCAACAGUGUAUUUUGUAGCAAUGGUGUAUAUGUUCCUGGGAGUAUCUAUCAUAGCCGAUCGCUUCAUGUCCUCCAUCGAAGUCAUUACAUCCCAGGAGCGGGAAAUAACCAUCAAGAAGCCCAACGGUGAGACUAGCAAAACCACAGUGAGGAUCUGGAAUGAGACUGUUUCCAACCUCACACUGAUGGCCUUGGGCUCAUCUGCCCCUGAGAUCCUCCUGUCUGUUAUUGAAGUCUGUGGCCAUGGCUUCACGGCAGGGGACUUGGGGCCAAGCACAAUUGUGGGGAGUGCUGCGUUUAACAUGUUUGUCAUCAUUGCAAUCUGUGUUUACGUUGUUCCAGAUGGAGAGAUAAGGAAGAUCAAGCACUUGCGAGUGUUUUUUGUUACAGCGGCCUGGAGCAUCUUUGCCUACACUUGGCUUUACAUUAUUUUAUCUGUGUCUUCUCCUGGGAUUGUGGAGGUUUGGGAAGGCUUGCUCACCUUCUUCUUCUUCCCCAUCUGUGUGGUGUUUGCCUGGAUAGCUGACAGGAGGCUUUUAUUUUACAAGUAUGUCUACAAGAAAUACCGAGCUGGCAAGCAGAGAGGCAUGAUCAUUGAGCAUGAGGGUGACAGGCCCUCCUCCAAAGCUGAUAUCGAGAUGGAUGGAAAGGUUGCGAAUUCUCAUGUGGAGAACUUUUUGGAUGGGACACUGGUGUUGGAGGUGGAUGAGAAAGACCAGGAUGAUGAGGAAGCCAGGAGGGAAAUGGCUCGGAUCCUUAAGGAGCUGAAACAAAAGCACCCUGACAAGGAAAUUGAGCAGCUUAUAGAGUUGGCCAAUUACCAGGUCCUGAGCCAGCAGCAGAAGAGCAGGGCCUUUUACCGCAUUCAGGCCACUCGACUCAUGACAGGAGCUGGCAACAUCUUGAAGAAACAUGCUGCAGACCAGGCCCGCAAAGCUGUCAGUAUGCAUGAGGUCAACAGUGAGGUGGCAGAAAAUGAUCCCAUCAGCAAGCUCUACUUUGAGCAGGGUACCUACCAGUGUCUGGAGAACUGUGGCACUGUCGCCCUGACCAUCAUUCGCCGGGGAGGUGACUUGACCAAAACAGUGUACGUUGACUUCCGGACAGAGGAUGGGACGGCCAAUGCCGGCUCUGACUAUGAGUUCACUGAAGGGACAGUGGUCUUCAAGCCUGGAGAGACCCAGAAGGAAAUCCGUGUUGGCAUAAUCGAUGAUGACAUAUUUGAGGAGGAUGAGAACUUCCUGGUCCAUCUCAGCAAUGUCCGCGUGAGCACUGAGGCCUCAGAUGAGGGCAUUCUUGAGGUCGGUCGUGUCUCAACACUUGCCUGCCUGGGAUCACCAUCUACUGCCACCAUCACGAUCUUUGACGAUGACCAUGCUGGCAUCUUCACCUUUGAGGAGCCAGUAACACAUGUCAGUGAAAGUGUAGGGACCAUGGAAGUGAAAGUGUUGCGAACCUCUGGUGCACGAGGAAGUGUUAUUGUGCCCUACAAAACCAUUGAAGGCUCAGCCAAAGGUGGAGGAGAGGACUUUGAAGACACUUGUGGGGAGCUGGAGUUCCAGAAUGAUGAGAUAGUCAAAACGAUAUCAAUCAAGGUGAUAGAUGAUGAGGAGUAUGAGAAAAACAAGACCUUCUACCUAGAGAUCGGGGAGCCCCGGCUGGUGGAGAUGAGUGAGAAGAAAGGUGGCUUCACCAUCACAGAGGAGAACGAAGAAAAGCAACCACUGACCAUCAAGGAGGAGGAAGAGCGUCGGAUCGCAGAGAUGGGGCGCCCAGUCCUGGGAGAGCACACCAAGCUUGAAGUCAUCAUUGAGGAAUCCUACGAGUUCAAGAACACAGUGGACAAGCUCAUUAAGAAGACGAACCUGGCCCUGGUGGUUGGCACAAACAGUUGGAGGGAGCAGUUUAUUGAGGCUAUUACUGUCAGCGCAGGAGAAGAUGACGAUGACGAUGAAUGUGGGGAGGAGAAGCUGCCUUCCUGCUUCGAUUACGUGAUGCACUUUCUGACCGUCUUCUGGAAGGUCCUUUUUGCCUUCGUGCCUCCAACAGAUUACUGGAAUGGCUGGGCUUGCUUCGUCGUCUCCAUCCUUAUGAUCGGCCUCCUGACAGCAUUCAUCGGCGACCUGGCAUCCCACUUCGGCUGCACCAUUGGCUUGAAGGACUCUGUCACCGCGGUCGUGUUUGUUGCACUGGGAACAUCGGUGCCAGACACAUUUGCCAGCAAAGUAGCAGCGACACAGGACCAGUAUGCGGAUGCCUCCAUCGGGAAUGUCACCGGGAGCAAUGCCGUGAACGUUUUCCUGGGCAUCGGGGUGGCCUGGUCAAUUGCAGCCAUCUACCAUGCAGCACACGGACAAGCUUUCCAAGUCUCGCCUGGCACCCUGGCCUUCUCUGUCACCCUCUUCACCAUUUUUGCUUUUAUCAGUGUGGGCGUGCUGCUCUACCGGCGGAGACCCGAGAUUGGAGGUGAGCUGGGUGGGCCACGGACUUCCAAGCUGCUCACAUCCUCACUUUUUAUCCUCCUCUGGCUCUUGUACAUAUUCUUCUCAUCUCUGGAAGCCUACUGCCACAUAAAGGGCUUCUAAAGGGACAAUCAGAGAUAGUAAAUAUAUAUAUAUAUCUAUAUGUAUCUAUAUAGAGUGAUAUAUAGGUAUAGAUAUAGAUAUAAUGCCGUAUAUAAUGAACAGAGAAAGAAUAAAAGAGAUUUGCUAUGUUCACACACCUGCUGACGGAAAGCAGCUUUGGAGCAUCAUUUGAACUAGGCAGGACCCCAAAUCCAGCAGGGCCCCUUCCAGGGCAGCAGUCCCAGGCAGGAGCCCAGCGGCAGGGCCCUCUCUGCAACUCUACCAACAAGAGCAGCUGAUAGCCACCAAGCCUUUUCCAUCGCUCUCUCCUGCCUGCUGGCCCCCCAGGAGGAUGGAUGCGAAGGCAGCUGGGGCGUAUUGGUACAGGGAAGGCCAGAGUAGCUGGUGAGAAACAGAGCAGUGGGUGAGGGAAGGAGAGGAAAGCAAGGGUCCUGAUCUCCAACCACCAUCUGCCUGCCUUUGCCACUUGGGAACAUCCCCUCUGGCCCCCCUGUUGGAGAGAAGCAAGAGACCAGACUGAAGACAAGGGGUAAUUGGGAGCUUUCUAAGGAUAGAACACAAACCGUUUUUGUCAUUGAUUUGAGGUUGUUUUAGAGUUUUUUGUUUUGGUGUGUGUACAACUAGCAUUUACCCCCCAACAUGCCCCUUGCCUUUCCCCCCUCCAUGCUUCAGGGAUGCGCCACCGCAACCUCGUGUCCAGUGUCCUAAGCCGAGGCUGCAUGGAGCAGCGAGGGCUUUCCUCCUGCCUCAUCUGCCUCCUCGGGCAUGCUGCCGUGGUACUUGUAACAUUUGCAUGAAUGAAAUGAACCCUAUCUGUAUAUAGCAUCCUAUAGCGGUAGUCCUUCCAGCCAUGUGGAUUGAGCAUUGCAGAUACAAGUGUUUUCUUUUCACCAGGUUUUAUUUAUUUUAGUUAGUUUAGUUUUGCCAUAGGUUUUUGUUCAUUUGUUUGUUUCCUCUUAGUGGGUGUAAAAGGAGGGAAAACUGUUCCUAUUUAUUGCUCUGCACGUGGGUCCACAAGAAGCAAUAACAGCCAUGCAGAUGUAGGUUUUCAGGGGAGGAAAGCCCACACCCCAGAGACUGCAGGCUCCAUCCCCCUGCAUGGUCGGAAUCCCCCCCUGACAGUGGCCAGUCCAGGACAUACUGAAGGCCUCCACUGCCCACUAGAGGCUUUACACAAGGUCCCAGGAAGCCUGAGUGGGAAGAGCAGCAUCCAAACCCAAGGAGGACAAGCAUGGGCUGGCUCUCAGCACCUCGUCUGCCUCUGCCUUUAUAGCCAGUGGCUGCCUCAAAACCCUUUGGCCUCCUGCUAUUCCCUGUGUCCCCAAAGGUCUAGUGACAGCCCCUGUUUCUAAGCAUUAAGCCAUCAGGAUCAGUCCCCAAAGCUGGUCCUUCCCUACAGCCAUUUGGAGGCAGAAUAAUUCAGCAUAAAGGCUGAAGGGCUGUAACAGAUCUCUUAUGCCACUGAGGGUAACCAGGAAGGGUGCUUCAAGGAAAAAGGCCACAUUUUGCACUGUUCAAAUCUGAAUCGAUGGGAAGGAUGAGAUAGGGAGGUGUAACUCAGCAUCACCCCCUGACUCCAGCAGCGUGGGCUGAAAUAGAGAGCCGAGCCCAGGAGAGUGUGGGUGUAGAGCUUCCCUGAGUGCAGCACAGGAAUGACAUUGUGCACUGAUGUUGAGAGACAUCUUCUUACCCUACACCCUUCACCAGGCUUCCUGGAGUCCCAGCCAUGCAAAUGCCCAGCCUGCACAGCCACUGGUGAGCUCUUCCCACCCAGCUGAAAACCACAUCUGACACUUGUACCAUGACUGAUUGGUUGGGGGUAUUUGUACUUAUUUUGAACAAUCUGUGGAAAAUUUGAUUAACCUGUUGUAAGAUUUUUAUCUAGGAAUAUGAAGCUGUGGGGUUACUUUUUCUUCUCAAGCCUUCUUUUCCCUUUUAGUGGGGUUUGGGGGUUUUCUUUUUGUUUCUCAUUGUUUUGGGGGAAGAAUCAAACACAGGCACAGGUUGUUCAUGUUUAUGGUUACCUUUAUGUACAAUUAUUUCAUUUUCAUCUGUUUGGCUUCAUUGAUAUUUCUUUAUGUGUAUUGCCCACCACUAUAAGCAGUGAGUCCACUAACUGUGAUGAUGGUACACAAUGGUACACAAUGCACAGACAAAUAAAGUUUGUAAUGUUUCCUGAUGGAUCCAGUAGUGCUCCGCCAUAUUCUCUAUGGAAAACCCUUCCCUCCCCUCCUGUUGUCUCUCCUCACGUUGUACCCAUCUCUUCUUUACUUAGUGGUUUGCUUUUGCUGUGUUUCUGCCACUGACAGGGGGCAACAGUGUCUCUGAAUGCCCACCCUUGCCCCAUCUCACUGCUUUCCUCCUGCUCCAUCUCCAUUGUGCUUCAGGCUCAGUAUGCUGGCCCAGCUCUCAGGGGGUUACAGGAAACUGCCCAGGGACAAAGCUGGCAGUGCAACCCUUCUGGGGCCAGGAGCUCUUCCUAUGAUGGGUCCCCCAUCAGUGCUGGCUUGCCCUAGACUUGGAGAAAGCUGUGUACUUAGCAGUUCUUUCUACUUGUAUCUACGAGUUAUGUAGAAGUGCUCCUGUUCUUCUAGCCUCAUGGUGACUUGUGUUGGGUUAAGCCACUAAAUAAUGUUAAGUCGGAAUGCAAGAGAUUCAGUACAAUGGAAGGGCCCAGGGGUGCAAAAGCAGAUCUGAGACACCCCAUGAGGUUGCCAAGCAAAGUGGGAGCUUGGGCUGCUCUGGGCAGCUGCCUGCCCGUGCCCCAGUCCAGGUGCCAUGGGCUAUUUCUGACCCACCGGGCUUGACAGAGUUCAGCCAGGGCUGAGAAGGGGAGAAGUCUCUACAUGCCCAGCGAUGUUGCACUUCCCCGUGUUUCAUCCAGCAUCUGUUGAGCUGUCCCCAAAUAAAUCUUCCCCAUGAUGCUUCCAAAGUCCCGCUCUAACAGCUGAACUCCCAACACCAGCUCUGGAGAUAGGGCCCCAGUAAAGGUUGCCUUUGUCUGAUAGGGCUCUCCCUGCUCCUCCCCAUGAGUGGUCCUGGGAUCUUGCCCGUGCUCCUGGGGUCCUGACUACGCUCCUGGGGUCCUGCCCGUGCUCCUGCUCACGUUCUUGCCCAUCUGCUGCUCAGGGUCAGGAUGGGGCCGCACAGCUGGUCAGACUGGCACCAACUGCAGUGUCUGACUUUCAAGCUCCACGCUAGAAAUGAGCAAAAGGGGAGAGGGUAGGAUGCAACUGAUUUUGUGGCAGUAUGACCACGUCUGUAGAGGCCCAGAGGCAGUAAAAUUCCCAUCUGCUCAUGUGAGGGGAUGUGUGGCAGAGCAGGUAACUAAUGCACUGCAGCAGCCAGAGGAUUGAACAUGAUCUCUGGGCUGCUCUCACGCAAACCUACCCCUUCCCCACACCCUAUGCUGCUUUUUGCCAUCCAUGCAGCCAGCCCCACUCAUGCCUGAGGUGCUGAGCAUCCUCCAGGUGAGCAUGGAUCCGUCUUCAAUGCUCUUCAAGCCACAGGCAAACACAGUCAGUCAUGUCCGUGUGCUUUUCCCAGGCAGUGAAUUAUGAAAGCAAAGCAGAUCUCCGGACCCAAUAAUUACAUCUACCAAAAGGUGAUGUUGGUAUUUUAUCCUCAUCAUUUGCUGCUUCAGAAUGAAUUGCAGUCACUGAAGUCAUUAACAAGUCGAAUGGGACUUGUGUAGCAGCUCAGUUUAAAUAGGCUGUAAAUAACUGUUCUGCUUACAGAGCUUUCCAAAGGGAAUGAUGAAGCACUGCUUGCUUAGGACAAGGCCUAAAUCACAUAGUAAACACCAGCCUUGUUUAUGCAAUUAUUCUCUGCCAGUCAUGUGCUUUUUAGCAUCUUUAACAAGCUUAUGCAGAGCGUGAUGUCUGUUUGCCCAGGAGGCACAGAUGUGAGUGACGUUUUUACCUGGCUGUUGCCUUGCCAUGCCAAGGAGGGGAAUGACUGCUCCACAGAGCCCCAGCCACCUGCCUCCAUUUACAAGGGCAUAAUGCCUGGUCUUCUGCACCAAACUCAUCUUUAAAUCAAACCCUCCAAAUACAAAAGCAAACUGCCCUCCUCUGUGAGACACUCACACCUGGCGGCAUGCUGCCAGGAGCAGCAGGAGGGAGCUCAGCCCCUGGGCACAGGCAUGUCUUGCCCUCAUGCCUUCCUGCCCCAUGGGGGUCUCCAGAUCCCCUGUCUGAUGCCAGUGCUCUCCCAUCUCCUCCUUAUCCCUGCCAGCCUUCCCACCCUCAUUCGCAAGGGAAAAGCAGUGAGCAUCUCUGAUAAAACCCCAGGCUCAGAGAGGUUGCCAGAAAUUCAGCCUCCGUUCAUCCACCUGCCCCGGCUGCUCUUACUCAUUCUCAUCACUUCACUAAAGCCAAAGGCAAACCUUUCCAUGGAAAAGGAUGCAGCACAGUGCAAAGGACAUUCAGAGACAGCCAUCCAAAUAACACAACAGGCCACUGCAAAGUGCUUGGGGACAAAUGGAAGGAGCACAUGGAGCAGUGACAGCCCUAAGCAUUUUAGCAAAACCAUAUCCCCAGCUCUUCAGGGGCCAACAGGAGUGGAGGCAAAUUCCAGCCACAAGUUGAACACACAGAAAAAGGUGCAAAAGAGCCAAAGACUCUGCAUGUCCUUGGUGCCAGCAGGAGUAGCAAACCUGCAGCAUCUCAGGACUGAGCCCACCCAAACUGCUACCACCCGCCUGCACCAGGGAACCGCUCACUCCAGAGAUGGGAAUCUGUCCUCUCCAAAUAAUGCACCUGCCCAUGUGCCACCCAUUUCCAGGUAGUCUGUGGUGGCUCUGGAGAGACUGCAAGAGUCAUUUGUGCAUCUUUCUCCCCUCUUUUAUCACUUCUUAAAGGACAAAAGAAAAAAGGUAGGCUUUGAGCCUUUUCUGGUCACAAGUCUGGAUGCAGUCUGUUAACUCUCCGUGUUAUUUCUGCUACAGGCAGGGAACAAAGAACCAGAGCCUGUGUGUUAUUGUAACAGCUAUUUUUAAAUGCUUGGGUAGGAAUCAAGUGCAAUGGUAUUGGGGGCCAUAUACGUACCUAAGGAGGAGGCUCAGCUGCAUUCCCGAAGGGGCAGAGCUGGGCAUAGCCAGAACAUGACAGAGAGAAAAAGAGGAAAAACUUAAUGUCUGAGGGUAUUAUUCCAGGAGAAACUCCUGCAUUAUUUUUCUGUAGGCUUUGACACCCAGGACCAUCUGGGGAAGCAUAUUUGCAGAGCAUCAGGAACCUCUCUGGCCUCUCUGAGCAUGCAGUGACCAACCACACACACACAUACACAUGCCCAGCACAGCUGCAGAAAAGCCUGUUUAUCUUGUAAAAAAAUGACUUGCCCAGGAGAGCAUCCAGAAGGAUCUGUAUUCUUGCAAAAAGCACCAAGGGACAAUAAAUAAAGUGAGAUUCCUCACCUUUGAAGGACUUGAGCCUUUCUCCUUUUUGAACUAGAGCUGCCGAGAACCUCUUGCCAGCCAGCCACACCCCUCAUGCAGGGGGAAGGUACGAUGUAAAUGAAAGGGGCCCACAUGGACAUGCAGGAGCUGUUGUCAUCAAAGAUAGCCGGAAGAUUGCUGUUACUAGCAGGAUUUGCUGUCUACAGCACAUCCCUGAGAGCAUCCAAGGGGUCUCUGAAGAGUCUUGCUGUCUCUCAGAAGCAUCUCAAGAAUGGCCAGCCCUGCCUCUGAGCACCCAGUGCCCUCAUGGUGGCUCAUCACUCUGUCCUGCAGGUCCUGCAUCCUCCCUUGGCUCCUUCCCACCCUCACAGUGAACACCAGCUUGGGGGUCCCCUCUCUAGAAGUAUGAAAGAGGGAACUGGGGUGCACACAGUUCCCUAAGUGGGUGCUCUAGAGUGUUGCUGGGUGGUGGAGCUGGGUGCUACUGGUGGGAUGACAAGCAUCAGGGGACACAGGGAAGGGAGAAGUGCCUUGGGGGCCCACAAAGAUCUGGAAAACCUAUUUUAGGCACUGGCACAGCAUGUUCCCUUGCCCCAGCUGCCAUGGCUAUGGACAAGCAUCUUGACUUCUGCACAGCUAUAGCACAGCCUCUAGGUUUUUGGCUGUCUAUGGGCAUCAACCCCAAGUCAGUAUUUUUAUCUAUUCAAAACAGCCCUUGUUCUGUUGUACUGCACUGUGACAGCUCUCCACCCCUCCCAGCACUCACAACCUACCCCCAAGUGUGCAGUUCCAGGUAGUGGUGGGAAGGAGCAUUAGCAAUGCACCAGGAGCAUACCCUACCUGACUUAGUGGUCCUCCAGCAUCCACCUUGAGCCAUCUUGAGGCCCCAAAAUGGCACAUAGUGAUAAUCCAACUUGGGGCUUGCUCUGUGCUGGUCCCACUUGCAGAUCCAAUUUUGCAUGCCCUCUUCCUUCAGGCUCCCUGCAGAGGAGCCUUCUCUGUCUCUCCUGCCCCACAAUGGGGAGCUUCCCAUGUGGAACAAGUCUCCUCUCUCACUGGACUGAACACCAGUGCUUGUUAGUUCAAGUUUGCUGUCUGUAUCUCAGGGCAAAGAUUAACCACUCCAAAAGAUGGCUUAGACUUGAACCCCUGCAAGCAAAGAACCAUACAAGUUUCCACACAGGAGAGACAAACUUCAGCAUGCUGAGCCCUUCCUGAUCAUCACCCAGAUCCUGUUACAGCCACUACCCACAGGCACUGUUUUUAUUGUGCUGCUGUCCUUCACUCAUGAGUUUUUGGAAGACUAAACAUUUCUGCUGAAUUUUGACUUGUUAUCAAAUCCCACAGACGCUCCAUCUCCACCCCCCACCCCAGCUCAGCCUCUACACUUCCAGAGCAAAGUCCACUUCAACUCCUUUUUUUCAAAAUGGAGCCUGUCCUUGGGGCUCUAAAUAUUCUAAAACUUACCUACCUGCCUAAAAAACUUUCCUGCCCCCGCUUAAAAUGAGUAGAGUUUAAGUAAAGCAAGUUGCAGUGGCUUGGGAUGCUUAUCCACACUUAGGGCUAAAGCUAUGCAGGACAUGGAGGACUGCCACAAGGUUCUCUCCCUGCACCUCCUGACCUCUUCGUUGAGGUUGGAUUUAUUUCUCCUCCUUUUUAUUCUAACUCAGAGGAGUUCCUCACAGAUGACGGUGUGGAGUACAGCCUUGAUCUGUUCUCUUGAUGAAAAUUGGCAUGGCAGUCCAUGGCGCUGUCAUCACCAGGAGUGUGUGCCACUCUGACCCAGCCCACAGCCCCUGGCAGGCUCCUCACUUACAGAAAAGUGAGUUUCUGGCAGGUGAGCUUCUUUGCAGAGAUAUUUAGAAAUGUGGAGAGUUGCUGAGUACUGUAAAAUUGCUGCACUAGCACAGGAUAGAUUGGAUCCUGGUGGUGCAAAUAUGUCCCAGCUUGCUAUCAGGCUUGUUUGGGAGCAUUAAUGAAAGUUUUUGCAAACUACUGGCUUUGUGACUCCCAAUGAUGUAGGGAGGUGCACAGAUUUCUUCUUACUCAAUGUAAUGCUGAGAUGGCUCCCUUGCUUUAAGCUAUAGUCCUGUGCAUUUCCCUGGUCUUGCCUUUCAGUAAGAGCUGUGAUGAGAUGCCCCUUGGCUGAACUCCCCCUAUACAUAUGAAAACAAACUGAUGCCUAUUGUGUCUUCAAUUUUUGCCCCAUGUUGCUUUCUUCAUCUUCCAAGCUCUUGAGAAAAUGUGCUCACGCAGCAAGUCAUGCAGGAGACAUGUACCACUUCUAGGAACUCUAGAGAGUAAAAGAUUGCAGUAAUACCUUUUACAGUAUAGUUGCUACGUUAGCAAGAAAGAAAAUGCUAUUUAUUUUUUCCCUGACGAAACUUAACUAGCAACAACACUUGUUCAACUUCUUUUUUCUGUAAUGCUUUAAGCAUUAGGAGGCACAGCUCUGCAAAUAAUGGAGUUUUCAAGACUACCUGUUGAGGACAUUGUUCAGCAAUCCAGCAGAACAAUUUUAUUUGUGGAUGGAGGGGAGAAGUUGG
Molecule: messenger RNA, 10840 nt
Organism: Athene cunicularia (burrowing owl)
Lineage: Eukaryota; Metazoa; Chordata; Aves; Strigiformes; Strigidae
Gene: SLC8A1
Product: solute carrier family 8 member A1
Exons: 8
Coding region: 92-2899 (935 amino acids)
Biological process (GO): sodium ion transmembrane transport; cell communication; calcium ion import across plasma membrane
Cellular component (GO): postsynapse; sarcolemma; axon
Molecular function (GO): calcium:sodium antiporter activity
Source: RefSeq, a predicted model, not a curated record